CGUCAUCGCAGCAGAUCCAAUAGCGAGCACGCCUCCUUUCGUGCCAAAUAUAAAAGCUGCUCUCCUCCGAUUUCCAGACUGUACCCGUUUUACUCUCGUUGAUGGGCAGGUGAAAAUCAACAAAUGUCCGCUCAGUUUAAACAAUCAUACUUUCGAUUUUCAUAUUUUUUACACACAGAGGCAUAAUGGAUCCAAACUUAACGCUGUCAGAGCGCAACUUGGCCGGCUUGGGAGCGCUAACGCAGAGACUUUUAGGGAAUAACUCACUGUUUCCCUCUGAUAACAACACUGCCGUUUCCAAAGCGGAGGAAGAAGACUUGGAAGUAAACACGGACGUUUACUCCAGGGUGGUGGUCACUGUCAUCUACGUGGCCCUGUUCGCUGUGGGCUCUCUGGGGAACUCCAUCACUCUAUACACCUUGCUGACCAAAAAGACCCUGCAGAACCUCCAGAGCACCGUGCACUACCACCUGGCCAGCCUCGCUGUCUCCGACCUGCUGAUCCUCGUGCUCUCAAUGCCCAUCGAGCUCUACAACUUCAUCUGGUUCCACCACCCGUGGGUGUUCGGGGACGCCGUAUGCAGGGGCUACUAUUUCCUCCGGGACAGCUGCUCCUACGCCACUGCGCUCAACAUCGCCAGCCUUAGCGUGGAGCGGUACAUGGCCAUCUGCCACCCGUUCAAAGCCAAGAGCAUCAUGUCCCGCAGCCGCACCAAGAAGCUCAUCAGCGCCAUGUGGAUCGCGUCCUUCGCCCUCGCCACGCCGAUGCUCUUCGUGAUGGGUCAAGUGAUGCGUAAAAACGAGAAGAUAUGCACCGCGAUCGUCUCCUCUGUCACCAUUAAAACUGUGCUCCAGGUAAAUGCAUUUCUGUCCUUUGUGAUACCCAUGGUGGCCAUAUCUGCACUGAAUGGGGUCAUAGCCAAUCAGCUGCUGCGAAUGUUCCGUGAGGCCGAGCAAGACAACCGUGUCUGUAUCGUUGGAGGAAAUCCCACCAUUCUGAAUGUCACCGUGGAGCCCAACCGCGCUCAGUCACUUCGACAUGGAGUUCUUGUCCUCCGAGCAGUGGUCAUAGCCUUUGUGGUCUGCUGGCUGCCCUAUCACGCUCGCCGCCUCAUGUUUUGUUACGUCUCUGACUGGUCUGAUGACUUGUAUGACUUCUACCACUACUUCUAUAUGCUGACCAACGUCCUGUUCUACGUCAGCUCGGCCAUUAAUCCAAUCCUCUACAACCUGGUGUCGGCCACCUACCGCGAGAUCUUCUUCUCCACGUUACGCUACUUCUGCAUGCCCUGUCGUCAUGCACCCAAGAGGCACCUCCACCCCCUGACCCGCCACUCCAUCAGCAUCUCCAGCAACCACACUCUAUCCACCAACAUCAUCAAAGAGACUGCAUACUGAUUGGACUGGAAUGAAAAACUAUAAGCCCACCCACUGCCGCUUUUUAGAGACUGUUGGCACAGGCUGAUCUAGUAGUGUGGUCACCAACGUUGUCAUGUGGGCUCAAGCGACCACUCUGAGACCAUGUGAUGCCAUUUUGAAUGCAUAUUUUGUUAAGUGUUAAUGGAUGUCGUGUUUUUACAUGAAUUUAUGAAAUCAAAAAAAGAAAAUAUCACAACAGAAGAUUUAAAAAUAGGAAAGAUGUAGACUUGUAAAAGCUGCCAUUCGAACUGUAUAUUGAUGAAUGAAGGGAUGAUCAAUGUUGUUUCUUCUUGCAGUGAUAUUGAGGUCAUUUUAACUAACUUACUAUCAGAACUAAAAUGUUAUAAAAAUAACUUCUAAAAGCUGUGCCCUACUGUACGUUUAGAGAUGUUUCAUUUGGAGCGAGUUGUCUGCCACUGAGCCUGUUAGGAGCCUUUAAUGUUAGAAAUAUGAUGUGCAGUGUGGUUUUAAAGAUAAGAUAAUGGUGUUAAACAUAUCAUAAUGCUAUGAUAUUGUCACACCAAGCACAGACACACAGACCUUUAAGAUGAGCCGUUGUUUAAAUACAGAAGACACUGCUAUUAAAGGAUUUUUUGUAAUGAUUAACUUACUUACUCAUAGAAAUCCAAAACAUAUUAAAAUGGAAAAUGGAAAAUUGAAUAUUUUAAUUGGAAGGUCACUUCUUAAAUGUAAAGUGCUUAAAUUCCAAAAAAUCAAUAGUGCUAUUAAGACAAGGCACAAAGCUUACUGACAGAUAUAACCAAUAAAUAAAGUUAUAAAAUAAAUAUACUACUAAAUACUACUAUACUACAAAAUGAAGACUACUAACUCGUCUUACAUAAACACAAAAAAACCUACAAACAUGACAUCACCUCAAAUUACAGUGUAUUUAUCUUAGGCUUAUUAAAGGCUUCUGUUUGCGUGCAAAUUACUUGCCAUCAAAACAGGCUCAGGCUGUGGCUCAAAACUUACUACCAAAGAAAUAUUAAGAAUAAAGCGAUAAAACAAACUCAAAAACUCAAUGAGAUGAGAGGCUGUUUUUAAAAGGGUCAGGAUAAUCACGUUACUUAUUUCAGUGGUCAAAUAAAAGUCUGAUCUCAAACAAUGGGCAUGUAAAACUGAAACAAAUAACAGCCAGCCAAAAACAAGGACACAUAAACUCCUGGUACCUAUUAUAUAAUUCAUGCAUGUUCAAGUCACUGAAUUAUUCUUUCAAAUAUUUCAAAAUAAAAGUCUUGUCCACUGAAACACUAAAGGACCAACCAAAAAUUCAAAAGAAAAAUGGGAGCAGAUCAGAAAACAAGAGGGCUUUUACUAACAUAUGACCAAAUAUGGCGCAGAAAUGAAAGGCUUGCUUCAAACAAAGAACGGGUACUUUCUGCAGGUAAGACCCCAGCCACUAUUUGAGGAAAUACACUUGUUGAAAUUGGACAAAUGGACUAGCAGUGAUUUGUUGCCUGUGUUGUCAAUAUUCUGAAGUAAAUGUAUAUUCCAUCCAUGAGUUUUAUGUACACCACAGAGUACAUUUGUGUUACUUGUGACUGCAAAAGUCACAGAGUAUGUGACUUUGUGAAAUACGAUUAUGUAAAUAUUCCUUGAUGUGGAUGAAACAGCUGCACUUUGACCAUUUGACUUGAUUUUUAGCUGUUGGCAAGAAAACCUAAACUGAAGCCUUCAGUUUUACACAAAUGGAAAUAAAGGUAUUUUAUUAUGAAAGGCUGUACUAAUUCAACUCUACCAGGGUCACAGCAGCUGAAUCAUUCAUUGUUUGCACUGCUUAUGUUGCUGAUGUCUUGUUUUUUAAUUACCUUUCAGCCUUUUUUAUGUUUGCCAUUGAGUAAAUGUUCCAUAAAUUUCUGACAGCAGCAUCCUCACAGUGACAAUGCUAAUGCUAAGCAGGUGAAGUUUACCGUGGUUGUUGCCUUAAUUUAGUUAGUCAGCAUGCUGAUAUUUGCUAAUUAGAUUAGAAACACAAACUACAGUUGAGGGUGAUCAAAAUGGCGUUAGAUUUGCAAGCAUUUAGUCAUAAACCAAAGUUUUGGAUAAACUAAAAUACUGACCCUGAUGAUGGAGCUAGAAGAAAAAUCAAGAGUUCAUCAAAGUGACUGCAAUUCAUCCUAAAGAGAGGAUAAAAUCUAAUAGUUUCUUCUAGUGCCACUAGAUGGAAAAUGAGGGACUCACCAAAGUCAUUAGGAUGCAUAAUUUAGACACAAUUAAUAUCAGUCUAAUCUAUCUUGUACAUACUGUAAUACAGGAUAAGUGCUACUUGUUGGCAUUAGAGGAAAAGUCAGGGGAUCGCCAAAAAUCAUUAAGAACUCAUGACCAUGUCAUCCACAGAGCAAUGCUGCUUGCAUGGCUAAAAAUGAAAAUAAAUAAAAUGCCUAGAUAAAAAUACUGAUUGUGCAAAAAGAUCAGCUUUAGGGCAUUGUCACACAUGUGCAAAUUCUGGAUGUGGCCAUUGCCUGUGCAGGUACAAUUUGCAUCAAAGUUCAAGCUGAACCCCACAAGAAGUGAAGAUGCAAAUUUGAUCAUGUGAUUUUCUUAUUUCACUCAUGUGUGACAAUAUACCCUUAUGCCUACGAUUUGCCUCAGCGUUAUUGUCCUUGGCACUGCUACCACCUUCGCAGUGCAUAUCAGAGGAGUAACUUGUCCAAAAAAAAAAAAAAAAUCAACCUCUGUGUAUUGUUUUUAUUGUCUGAUAGGUCGUUUUAAAUGUAAUAUACUUAGUUAAUAGUGGUGACAUUUACUAUCUAUGCUUUGUUUUGAUUGAUGGCUUUGUGUUCCUGUACUGUAUCUGUACUGUUGUUACAUCUGUGGAGGUUUUAGCCACUUCAGUGGAAUUUAUUUCAACCUGACAUCAGUUUCCCCAACCCCCAAUCCACCAGACAGCCAUAGUGAAUGAAAUGUAUGAUAAAAAGACAUUGUAUAUCCCUUUAAUGUUGCAAACUGCGCAUGCAGUAAGAACUGUGUUUUCUGUACUCUUCUCUACAGAUCUGUGCAUAGAUAUUACAACCUAAAAGUGUCUUGGCCCAGUGUUCAUCGUAUUUAUAUAAAGAAAUAUUUUACUUAUGCUCACUGAUGAUUCUUAUCAGCCAUGUUUAAUUGUAUAUCUCCUGUUUCUCUAACAGAAUGUUAUUUCAUAUCAUUAUAAAAGAAAUAAUAAAAGAAUGAAGAUAUA
Molecule: messenger RNA, 4596 nt
Organism: Scatophagus argus
Lineage: Eukaryota; Metazoa; Chordata; Actinopteri; Scatophagidae
Gene: ntsr1
Product: neurotensin receptor 1 (high affinity)
Exons: 4
Coding region: 186-1397 (403 amino acids)
Biological process (GO): neuropeptide signaling pathway
Cellular component (GO): plasma membrane
Molecular function (GO): G protein-coupled neurotensin receptor activity
Source: RefSeq, a predicted model, not a curated record